CGCUCGACCUCCAACCUUUUCGACGACGAACCAUCGAAUCCGAGCAAGCCAAAGGCAGGCUCGUCGUCGCUCUUCGCCGACAGCUCGCCCAACGAUAGCGCCGGCUGGGCUUUCACGCCCAGCAAGAAGAGCGCCGGUCGAGGAGAUCUGGUAAAGUCGCUUCUUGCUGACGCAGACGUGCCCGACUUGUACAUUGAUACCUUCGAUACACUCCAAACCGCAGGUAGCGUCAAGCGCGACGACUGCCAGCGAUUAGUGAGAGACAGCGGCAUCAGCUCGGCGGAUCAGUCCAAGAUUUGGAGCAUUGUUUCGAGCGGCGGAGACAUCGAACAGCUGGGGCGAAACGAAUUCAACGUCUUCUUGGCAUUAAUCGGGCUUGCGAAAGAGGGAGAAGAGCUUGGUCUUGACGCUGUUGAUGAACGAAGGACCAAGCUGCCAGUGCCCAACAUACCCAAUCUACAGCCCAAGACUAUGAGCCAAACAGCGGCUACGUCGCAGGCCGACGUCCAGUCGGGCGCUCAAGCCUCGCCUGGACCGAAAGGCGAUGUCCGAAAGCCAUCGUUUGGUGCUGGAUUUGAUAGCGAUCCAUGGGGAAGUCCAGAAAUGCACAAAGGUCAUAAACAUCUCAAUGGCUCUGGAGCUGGGCAGCGAACGACCAGUAACUUCACGACUGGUGCAUCUGAGCCUGGCGACAUUGACGGCGGCUACGGCGAAGGUCAAACUACAGCGGUGAGCAGUAGUGGCGGCAGCUGGGGUGCUGCGACAUCCUAUGCUGCUGCUACUACUGCUGGUGGUUUUGGCAGUGCCACUGACGGUGCAGCCGGCAGUGGCUUCGGUGAGGAUAGCAACGGCCCGAGUGAACCACGUCGUCAGCCGCAGCCUCGGCCAAUAGUCAGCAAAGGCGGUCCAGACGAACUGGUGACUGUCAACGUCCUUGAGGAGAAAGAAGGCAUGUUCAUGUUCCAACAUCGAAAUUACGAAGUCGCAUCCGUGAGGCGCAACAGCAAGGUCAUCCGCAGAUACAGUGACUUUGUCUGGCUGCUGGACUGCCUACACAAACGAUACCCUUUCCGUCAACUCCCGUUAUUGCCGCCAAAGCGUGUAGCUAUUAACGGCAAUCACAUCGCUGCCGACAACUCAUUCAUCGAGAAGAGAAGGCGUGGGCUUGCGCGAUUCGCCAACGCGCUCGUCCGUCAUCCGGUACUGAGGGAGGAACAACUGGUUAUCAUGUUCCUGACUGUUCCAACGGAGCUCGCUGUGUGGAGAAAGCAGGCCACUAUCAGUGUACAAGAAGAAUUCGCCGGACGUGCUCUUCCCCCUACUCUCGAGGAUAGCCUGCCGCAAAAUCUCUCUGAUACCUUUGACACCGUUCGCUCCGGUGUACGCAGGAGUUCCGAGCUCUAUAUCUAUCUCUGUACGCUAGUGGAAAGGCUCUGCAAACGGAAAGAGGCUAUCGCUGUCGAACAUGGCCGUCUCAACCUCAACUUGGUUCGCGUGACCGAAGUCACCAACGACACUUAUGCGAUGGAUCAGAACGACGUGCCUCUUCUGAACGAGGGCAUCAAUGGCACUGCCAAGCAUAUCGCUACAACUCAAGCUCUUCUCGAGGAUGAAGCACGGGCUUGGGAUGAGGGCUUCCUGGAAGACCUCAAGACCGUGAGAGAUUCGUUGGUCAGCAUGCGUGAUAUGUUCGAUCGUCGCGAUCGGCAUUCAAAAGAUAACAUCCCGCAACUGGAGAAGCGAAUCCAGCAAAACGAGCAAAAGCUGCAAAACAUUCACGCAAAGGGGGAGGCGGCAAAGCCCGGCGAAGCUGAAAAGGUCGGCAACGCGAUCACUGCGGACAAGCAAUCCAUAGUUGAGCAGCAUGCGCGCGGCGUGUUCAUCAAAGAGUGCGUCCGCGAUGAGAUUCAAUUCUUCCAGACACUACAAUACCGGAUAUCUCGACUGCAUCAGGACUGGGCGCAAGAACGAGUCAAGUAUGCAGAGCUGCAUGCCGACAAUUUUCGGGCCAUGGUCGACACGGUGGAAAGCAUGCCGCUUGGAGAUUAG
Pseudocercospora fijiensis CIRAD86 is the source of this 2049-nucleotide messenger RNA. RefSeq lists its product as uncharacterized. Gene Ontology annotation, biological process: protein targeting to vacuole; retrograde transport, endosome to Golgi. Gene Ontology annotation, cellular component: endosome. NCBI's taxonomy places the organism in Eukaryota, Fungi, Ascomycota, Dothideomycetes, Mycosphaerellales, Mycosphaerellaceae. The record is from RefSeq and is a predicted model, not a curated record. The transcript is spliced from 3 exons. Gene Ontology annotation, molecular function: phosphatidylinositol-3-phosphate binding. The annotation marks the transcript as partial.